This is a messenger RNA of Rhodotorula toruloides NP11, 1890 nucleotides long. Its product is annotated as heat shock 70kDa protein 1/8. Bases 1 to 1890 code for a protein of 629 amino acids. Gene Ontology annotation, biological process: cellular response to unfolded protein; protein refolding; vesicle-mediated transport. The transcript has 6 exons. Gene Ontology annotation, cellular component: cytosol; plasma membrane; nucleus. Gene Ontology annotation, molecular function: misfolded protein binding; ATP-dependent protein folding chaperone; ATP hydrolysis activity. The record is from RefSeq and is a predicted model, not a curated record. NCBI's taxonomy places the organism in Eukaryota, Fungi, Basidiomycota, Microbotryomycetes, Sporidiobolales, Sporidiobolaceae.
AUGUCUGCCGAGGACGAGAUCCCCCAGCUCGUGGAGGGCAACGCCGCCGACGAUGUUUUCGAGGGAGCCAUCGGUAUCGAUCUCGGCACCACCUACUCUUGCGUCGGUGUCUGGCAGAACGACCGUGUCGAAAUCAUCGCCAACGACCAGGGCAACCGCACCACCCCCUCCUACGUCGCCUUCACCGAGUCGGAGCGCCUCAUCGGUGACUCUGCCAAGAACCAGGCCGCGAUGAACCCGAAGCAGACCGUCUUCGACGCCAAGCGUCUCAUCGGUCGCCGCUUUGACGACGCCGAGGUCAAGAAGGACAUGACCCACUGGCCCUUCACCGUCAUCGACAAGGACGGCUCGCCCUUCAUCGAGGUCAACUACCUCGGGGAGACCAAGUCGUUCUCGCCCGCCGAGAUCUCGGCCAUGGUUCUCUCCAAGCUCAAGGAGACGGCCGAAGCCAAGAUUGGCAAGGAGGUCAAGAAGGCCGUCAUCACGGUCCCUGCCUACUUCAACGACUCGCAGCGUCUCUCGACCAAGGACGCCGGCACGAUCGCUGGCCUCGACGUCCUCCGCAUCAUCAACGAGCCCACCGCGGCUGCGAUCGCGUACGGUCUCGGCGAGGCGACCGAGAAGUCGAAGAAGGAGAAGAUUGUCCUCAUCUUCGACCUCGGAGGCGGCACGUUCGAUGUCUCGCUCCUCUCGAUCACCGGUGGCGUCUUUGCCGUCAAGGCGACGGCCGGAGACACCCACCUCGGCGGUGAGGACUUUGACAACACGCUCCUCGAGCACUUCAAGAAGGAGUUUGAGCGCAAGACCAAGCUCGACAUCUCGGGCGACGCCCGCGCGCUCCGCCGUCUCCGCUCGGCGUGCGAGCGUGCCAAGCGCACCCUCUCGUCCGUCACCCAGACCACCGUCGAGGUCGACUCGCUCUUCCAGGGCCAGGACUUCUCGGCCUCGAUCUCGCGUGCCCGCUUCGAGGAGAUCAACGCCGCGACCUUCCGCUCGACCCUCGACCCCGUCGAGCGCGUCUUGAAGGACGCCAAGAUCGACAAGUCCAAGGUCGACGACAUUGUCCUCGUCGGCGGCUCGACCCGUAUCCCCAAGAUCCAGUCGCUCGUCUCCGAGUUCUUUGGCGGCCGCCAGCUCAACAAGUCGAUCAACCCCGACGAGGCCGUCGCGUACGGUGCCGCCGUCCAGGCCGCCGUCCUCACCGGCCAGACCUCGGAGAAGACGGCCGACCUCUUGCUCCUCGACGUUGCGCCGCUCUCGCUCGGUGUCGCCAUGCAGGGCGACGUCUUUGGUGUCGUCGUCCCGCGCAACACGCCCAUCCCCUGCAACAAGUCGCGCACCUUCACCACCGUCGAGGACAACCAGACCACCGUCACCUUCCCCGUCUACGAGGGCGAGCGCGUCACCUGCAAGGAGAACCGCCUCCUCGGCGAGUUUGAGCUCUCGGGCAUCACCCCCCAGCCCCGCGGUCAGGCCGAGCUCGUCUGCACCUUCGAGAUCGACGCCAACGGCCUCCUCAAGGUCUCGGCGCUCGACCGCACCUCGGGCCGCCGCGCCAACAUUACCAUCUCCAACUCGGUCGGACGACUGUCGUCAGCCGAAAUUGACCAGAUGAUCAAGGACGCCGAGAACUACAAGCAGGCGGACAAGGACUUCUCGGCCAAGCACGAGGCGAGGCAGGAACUCGAGUCGUACGUUGCGUCCGUCGAGGCGACGCUCCAGUCCCCCGAGGCGUCCAAGAUCAAGCGCCACAACCGCUCUGCCCUCGAGGCCGAGCUCUCCAAGGCCCUCGAGCGCCUCGAGAUCGAGGACUCGUCCGCCGACGAGCUCCGCCGCGCCAACCUUCACCUCAAGCGUGGCAUGCAGAAGGCACUUGCGGGAGGCCGUUGA